AUGUCGAGCAAACGGUUUCCUACGCAGUUAGUCCACACACUCAAGACGCACAAUGGACCCGUCAACGCGGUGACAUUUUCUAGUUAUCCCGGAACCUACGUGCUCACCGGCUCGAGCGAUCGUGCUGUGCACCUCUCGCGGGCCAUCCCUACUAGCAGCAAUGGCACCGUGAUCGAAACGACCUCUCCAAUCCAGCGAUACGAAGCGCACGGUUACUCGGUGCUCGACGUUGCCGUCGCCGCCGAUAAUGCGCGGUUCGCAAGCGUUGGCGGAGACAGACAAGUGUUCUUGUGGGAUGUCGAGCAAGGAGGGACCAUCCGACGCUGGAGUGGACACAAUGCGCGAGUGGAAGCGGUUCAGUUCGCUGGCGACGGCGAUUCGGUCGUGGUGUCUGGUAGCGCGGACACGACGAUCAACCUGUGGGAUUGCAAGUCCAACUCGCACAAGCCGAUCCAGACGCUGCCGGAAGCGCGGGAUACCGUGUCCUCGCUGCACGUGCACAUGUCCACGUACUCCAUCGCCAGCGGCAGCUACGACGGCCGGCUGCGCGUCUACGAUAUCCGCAUGGGCCGGACCACGGUCGAUGUCCUGGCGCAUCCGGUCACGAGCGUGCGCUGCUCGGCGGACGGGCACGCCGUGCUGGCGUCGACGCUGGACGGGCGGAUCCGCAUGCUCGAUCGCAGUGACGGGAAACUCCUGCAGGCGUUCGGUGGCGGGGGCGAGAAGGAGAAUGCUAGAAGAGAAGGAGAGGAGAGGAGCAGUUUCAUGCUGGGGCAGCCGGGGUCCCUUGUUUACCGGAAUCGCGAGCUGCGGAUUCGAUCCGUCUUCGCCAGGGCGGAUGCGGUUGUUCUGAGCGGUGGGGAAGCGGAGACGGUGAGCGGUAAUAGCGCUGCGGGGGGUCAGGCAGCCGUGUUCGCUUGGGAUGUGCUCAGCGGAGAGGUUCUUGCGGCUGUUCCUGCUGGUCAGGGGGUGAAGGCUGUUAGUGCCGUGGCGUGGAACGAGAAGGGGGGUUGUUGGGCCGGGGGGUGCUCGGAUGGCACCGUCAAAGUCUAUCGCUAG
Messenger RNA from Aspergillus japonicus CBS 114.51, 1059 nucleotides. RefSeq names its product WD40 repeat domain-containing protein. Bases 1 to 1059 code for a protein of 352 amino acids. Gene Ontology annotation, cellular component: catalytic step 2 spliceosome. The transcript has 4 exons. The record is from RefSeq and is a predicted model, not a curated record. Gene Ontology annotation, biological process: mRNA splicing, via spliceosome. Gene Ontology annotation, molecular function: protein binding. Lineage: Eukaryota; Fungi; Ascomycota; Eurotiomycetes; Eurotiales; Aspergillaceae.